Molecule: messenger RNA, 324 nt
Organism: Cinara cedri
Lineage: Eukaryota; Metazoa; Arthropoda; Insecta; Hemiptera; Aphididae
Source: the annotation of a GenBank genome assembly
AUGGCCAUCAGCGACUAUCCCCCUGAAUACAAUCCUAAAGUACACGGACCGUAUGAUCCAGCGCGUUAUUACGGAAAACCCGACACGCCGUUGUCUCAAGUGAAACUGGGCGAUCUGCGUGAAUGGAUAAGCUGUCGUAAUAAGUCUCCGAGAGCGAUUGCCGGCGUAUUUUCCAGGGCUUAUUGGAGAUGGUCACACAAAUACGUACAACCGAAACGUACGACGGUCGCUCCGUUGAUUCAUAUCAUCGCCGGCUCGAUGUUGUUUUUCUAUACAAUCAACUACGGAAAAAUUAUUCGUCAUCGUAACUACAAAUAUCAUUAA